AUCCAUAUCCGUAACGUAAUUUCACCAAAGCAAGAAACCCAAUAAACAUGCGUUGUCGAUGUGGAUCUAGCAAAGUUGAAAGUGAUCCCUCCACCGGUACUGUCUACUGUGUUGGAUGCGGUGAAGUAUUAGAGGAGAAUACAAUGGUGUCUGAAGUGUCUUUCCACGAGAUGUCGGGUGGAAAGACAGUUCUCUCCGGUUCUUAUGCAGGCGAAUCAGGUCGUAUCUCAUCCGGCGGACCGUUUGGUGGUCGGGGUGGUAGAGCUGGACAAGAGCAAGCAAUGGAAAAUGGUCGUCAAAAGAUUGCACGUCUUUCAUUUGCUCUUCACCUAUCAGAACGAUUUCGAGAGGCUGCACAACGAUAUUACAAUCUAGCAGUAGUAAAUCGAUUCACAAGAGGUCGUAAAAGUGAUCAUGUAGCAGCUGUGUGUCUCUACAUUGUGUGCAGAAAUGAACAAAGUUCUCAGAUGUUGAUCGAUUUCUCAGAUCUACUUCAAGUAAAUGUGUUUAUGCUUGGUGCGACUUUUCUUAAGUUGGUCCGUGUACUUUGCCUUAAACUUCCGUUGGUGGAUCCAUCGAUUUAUAUAUCUCGCUUUGCUGCUGCCCUUGACUUUGGUGAAUAUACUCAACGUGUAGCACAGGAUGCCGUGCGUCUUGUACAGCGUAUGGACCGUGAUUGGAUUCGAACUGGUCGUCGUCCUGCUGGUAUUUGUGGCGCAUGUUUACUGAUCGCUGCCCGAGUAAAUGGCUUUAGACGUACCACACGCGAGAUGAUUUAUAUUGUAAAGGUUGCAGACGUUACUAUUCAGAAAAGAUUAAAAGAAUUCAAUACGACCGAUUCUUCGAAUCUUAGUGUGAGAGAUUUCCGAACAAUGUGGCUAGAAACAGAAGCCGACCCACCAGCAUUUUCUACCCCUAUAAAUGAUGCGAAUCUAGAAAAGGGAAGCGGUGAAGUGGCAUCAAUUAGAGCUGCUGAUGACGAGGCUACCCAAGUUGCACAAUCAGGCGAAGACGAUGAUGCCACCCAAGUCGAGAAACGAGUUGAGGAUGAAGACGCUACUCAAGUAGAGAUACCCGUUGAAGGAAGAGAUGUCGUAAAAAGCAAAAAACCAGAUAAUGUAGACGCAAAUUAUGACAUUCCUGAAACAUCAGACGCUGUCAACCCAGAUGUCGAAAAUGAUGCUGCAGAACUAGAGAAGGAGCUUGCUACCUGGAUGAACGAUAAAUCUCUAAUGGAAGCAACGGAAGCUCUAGAAGUAGGAAAACAAAAUCAAGAUGAAAGCCUUUCCGAUGUUGACGAUGAAGAGAUUGAGGCUAUGAUUCUUACUAACGAUGAAGUAAAUGCAAAGACAAUCGUAUGGUACAACGCAAACAAGGAGUACCUUGAAGAAAUGGCUGCAAAAGCAAGAAAGCAAGAAAUGGAUAGAAAGAAUGGCAUUUUUACAAAAAAAGGCAAAUCUGGUAAGCGGAAGAGACCCACUCAAGCAAACACCCCAGCGGAGGCAGCCAAACAGUUGGUUAUCCAAAAGAAACUAUCGAAGAAGAUUAAUCAGGCUGUGUUUGAUGACAUGUUU
This is a messenger RNA of Phycomyces blakesleeanus NRRL 1555(-), 1574 nucleotides long. RefSeq lists its product as hypothetical. The annotation marks the transcript as partial. The record is from RefSeq and is a predicted model, not a curated record. Gene Ontology annotation, cellular component: transcription factor TFIIIB complex; nucleus; transcription preinitiation complex. NCBI's taxonomy places the organism in Eukaryota, Fungi, Mucoromycota, Mucoromycetes, Mucorales, Phycomycetaceae. Gene Ontology annotation, molecular function: RNA polymerase III type 3 promoter sequence-specific DNA binding; TBP-class protein binding; RNA polymerase III general transcription initiation factor activity. The transcript is spliced from 9 exons. Gene Ontology annotation, biological process: DNA-templated transcription initiation; transcription by RNA polymerase III; transcription preinitiation complex assembly.